This is a messenger RNA of Pichia kudriavzevii, 477 nucleotides long. RefSeq lists its product as uncharacterized. Gene Ontology annotation, molecular function: ribosome binding. NCBI's taxonomy places the organism in Eukaryota, Fungi, Ascomycota, Pichiomycetes, Pichiales, Pichiaceae. Bases 1 to 477 code for a protein of 158 amino acids. The record is from RefSeq and is a predicted model, not a curated record. Gene Ontology annotation, biological process: mitochondrial respiratory chain complex III assembly. Gene Ontology annotation, cellular component: Cbp3p-Cbp6 complex; mitochondrion. The transcript has a single exon.
AUGUCUUCGACUAACAUCACCAAAAAAAUAGUCCAGCUGUUGCAGCAACUUCCCGCAGAUAAGGUCAAACACUACUCUUCUUUUAAAUUCACCCAAAUUGAACGUUUUUGCAAUUUAGGUGGGUUUCCUAUUCCAAAGGAAGUGAAGGAGGAACAAGCAGCCGAAGAGAAGAAGAAGCAGGUUUUGGUGAAACUAGAUCCGAAAAAAUUGAAGAGAAUGAUCUUUAACGAGAAGGAAGAACCUAUUAAUUAUCAGAAGAACUUAUUCAAUGAGGAUAUCCUAAAACAACAGUAUAAGUCAAUCAAAAACCUACAUCAAAACAAAUGGGGCAAUUAUUAUGCAAUCAGCAACAAAUUACUUGAACCAAAAGGAAAUCCAAACUACUACUCUAGGCUUAUGGGGGAUGUGAAUAAAGGUGGUCAAAAGAAGGAAGGGUUAAUUACGGCUUUCAAAACCAUCCUCACAGGUAGAUACUGA